This is a messenger RNA of Stylonychia lemnae, 939 nucleotides long. Lineage: Eukaryota; Ciliophora; Spirotrichea; Sporadotrichida; Oxytrichidae. The record is from the annotation of a GenBank genome assembly.
AUGAGCAAACAACAACUUUAAAAAGAGAUAGAGCAAGAGUAUCUUGCUGAAUUUACUAAUAAGUCUACAAGAAAUCAUGAUAGACACAGAUUUAUUAAUAAUGAACAUUCUUUCUAAGCUAGAGGUAUCAAGUCACUAUAGUAACCCUCUGUCUACAUACUUAGUAUAAUUAUCGCACUCUGUCUAUACUAACUUGACAGAUCAUAUGAUUUUAGACGUAUCUACAGAGAGUAGUCUUCAAAUCUAGAUGAGCUUAAGAAUACAAUCAAAAGUGAAAAUUAAGGAGAGAGCGAUAGCCCAGCUCUCACAAUGUUUACUCUCUCAGUAUUGAUAUUAUCCUCAAUUUUAGCAUUCAAAAGAGUCUCUUAAAAGAAUCAAGCAGACCCAGAAGAAAUUAGAGCAAGAGAACAAAGAAUGCAUGAAAGAGAAAUUAUUAGACGCUAAUAAUUAAUGGGAGAGCCAGCUAAUGCUUGUGAAAAGAUUACUGAGGAGGAGUUCGAUUAUUAGGCAAAUGCCACUACAAAGAGAGAAAUCCAAAAACUCGUCAAUUCUCAAUCUUACAAGGAAGCAUAGGCCAGAAAAGGUCUUAAUCAAUCAGCUUGGAAUUGGUAAGCUUAUGAAAGGGAUCAAGGCAUAAUCCCUGAUGGUGAGGAAAGAGAAAUUGAAGGAUUUGACUUAGUAGGAGAAAUGGACAGGAUAGAUGUUCAAGUUGGACUUACUAGGCCAAGGCCGAAUCUUCAAUACAGAAUAUCAAGACAUAACAUUUCUGAGGAGAUUCCAUACCAGAAAUCCUUAACAUCGCAAUCAAAGGGGCGCAAAAGCAACGAUCCUCUUAGCAGCCCUACCGCCAAAAACAGAAUCAAUCAAGCAACCCCAUCAACUCACAGUUCAAUUAAAUAGUUCACUAUCAGAGCUUAGAGAACUAGUGAGGCUAAAUGA